Prorocentrum cordatum is the source of this 2197-nucleotide messenger RNA. The record is from the annotation of a GenBank genome assembly. Lineage: Eukaryota; Dinophyceae; Prorocentrales; Prorocentraceae.
GCGGAGCGGCGUCGUGCGCCUUCGCGCCGGGGGCGGGGCGGGGCCGCAGACGCGCCCCUUCGGCGCCUGGGCGUCGCCGAUCACGGCGGAGUCGAUCACCGCCGCCACCGUGGGCCUGGGCUCGCUGAAGUGCGCUCCAGACGGCACGCUCUACUGGCUGGAGGGCCGCCCCCAGGAGGGCGGGCGGCAGGUGGUCUGCCGCCGAGCCACGGCUCAGGAGGUCGACGGGGGCCAGGCCUCCGAGCGGGGCGGCGUGGAAGCCACGCCCCCGGGCAGCAACGCCCGCACGCGCGUGCACGAGUAUGGUGGUGCCGCCUACCUUCUCGGGCCCGAGGGUGAUGGUGUGAUCUACAGCGACUUCGCAGAUCAGCGUGUGCGCUGGGCAAGGGCUGAUGGCAGCGUACUGGAGCUCACGCCAAAGAGCGCCUACGAGGAGGAUGUCCGCUACCGCUUCGCGGACGCCGUUGUCGAUGCAGCCAGGAGUCGCCUGAUUUGCGUCCGCGAGGACCACACGGACCCAAAGCCUGCCAGCGUUGUGAACACCAUCUGCUCUCUGGCACUCGACGGCACCGGCCGCAUGGACGUUCUUGUCAGCGGUCGGGACUUCUACGCGGCGCCCCGCCUGAGUCCAGACGGGGCCCGUCUCGCUUAUGUCUGCUGGGAUCACCCGAACAUGCCUUGGGAUGCCACGGAGCUGGAGGUGGCGAGCCUGGAUGCGGGCGGCAGCGUCUCUGCGACGGAGGCCGUCUGUGGGGCAGAGGCACCGACGUCCGUCCUGCAGCCAGCGUGGUCACCCGACGGAGUGCUGCAUUACAUGGCCGACUCGAGCGGCUUCUGGAAUCUGUACAGCCACGCGGAUGGCAAGAGCACGAACCUGUGCCCCAAGGAUGCGGAGUUCUCCGGCGCUGCUCCUGGGUGGGCCCUCGGCGGCCAGAACUACGCCUUCCUUCCCGGCGGCCGCGUGGUGACCAGCUACCAGGACCAGAGCCAGGGCUCGACCCGGCUGGUCAUCGUGGGCCCUGCCAAGGGCGGCGGCUUCUUCGGCCUCUUCGGUGGGGGGCCGGAGCUCCGAGAGUUCGGGCAGGAGUGCCUGCCCCGCAGCGUGGGGGGCCUGUGCCCGAGCCCGGACGGAUCCACUCUCUACUGCCUCGGCGCGAACGCGGACACGCCCGUGAGCAUCUACGCGUGGGGGAUCCCCCAGGACGGCAGCCCAGCGGCGCCGGCGAGGCAGAUCGCGUGCUCCGUGGGCGCCGACAGGCUCAUCGAGAAUGACCUCAUCAGCGACCCGCGGCUCCUGAGGUUCCCAACGGCGCAGGGCGACAAGGCCUUCGGGUACUACUACCCGCCGAGGAACGCGGCGUUCCAGGCCCCUGCCGGCACGAAGCCGCCGCUCCUGGUCAAGGUGCACGGGGGGCCCACCGCGUGCACGGGCGUGGCGCUGAACCCGGGCAUCCAGUUCUGGACCAGCAGGGGCUUCGCCAUCCUCGACGUGGACUACCGGGGCAGCACGGGCUACGGCCGCGCCUACAGGGAGAAGCUCAAGGGCAACUGGGGCGUGUGCGACGUGGAGGACGUGUGCGCGGGCGCGAAGCACCUCGUCGACCAGGGCCUGGCCGACCCGGACCAGCUCUGCAUCGACGGUGGCUCCGCGGGCGGCUUCACGACCCUGGCAGCCCUGACUUUCAAGGACGUGUUCACCGCGGGCUGCUCCCUGUACGGCGUCGGCGACCUCGCCGCGCUCGCGGGCGACACGCACAAGUUCGAGAGCCGCUACCUGGACGGCCUCGUGGGCCGCUACCCCGAGGACAAGGAGAUCUACGAGCAGCGGGCUCCGAUCCAGCACGUGGAGAGGCUCAGCUGCCCGAUCCUGCUGCUGCAGGGGGCGGAGGACAAGAUCGUCCCCCCGAACCAGGCCGAGACGAUGUUCGAGGCCGUGAAGGCGCAGGGCAUCCCCUGCUGCCUGAAGGUCUACCCGGGCGAGCAGCACGGCUUCCGCCGCAGCGAGAACAUCGAGGACUCGCUGAACUCGGAGUUGGCCUUCUACGCGCGGGUGUUUGGCUUUGAGGCGGCGGGGGUGCUGCCCGACCUCAAGAUCGCCAACCUGGCCACGGAGCGCCCCGUGGGCGAGACGCCCUCCGCGGGCGCAGAGACCCCGCGGCCCUCGGGUGAUGUGCGGGAUCUCCUGCUGGGCCGGUGA